GCAUUAUGACUGCUUCGACGGGAAAGCGAUCUUUUCGCGCAUGCUUGCGUUGUCGUCGUCGGAAGACAAGAUGCGAUUUACAAGGCACAGGUGAUCGAAAGGAACCACCGUGCAAGUCCUGCCAGCUCUCCAACAACAACUGUAUACUUGUAGGGUCGCGACGAGGUCAAUGGAGAGGCCAAUGUGACCCAAAUCCUCAAAACAGGACCGCCAGCAUACCUCAUUCAUCGACACAUGAGAAUGGGUCCAACGAACCAGCGAUAGGGUCAUCUCCAUCUCUACAAGAGGCCACUGAGUUGCCGAGACAGACUCAAGAAUCUUCUGGGGUGACCCACACCGAUCAUGCGAGGCAUGUUGAGCUGCGGAAUCCUUCUGAUGCACUUGAAUUCCUCUCACGUUCAGACAAUCAUGCUGCUCCAAUAGCAGAUUCUACCUCAAAUAGAAAUCAUACAGUAAACAGUACGUUUACUACAUUUGAUGAUUACGAAUUAGUAAAGACUGGAGUGUUGUCUAAAAGUACUAUCUUUGAGCUACUGCAAAUCUAUUCCAGUAUAUAUCACCCCUACUGUCCGAUAGUACCACAUUGGUUUCUUGACCGCAGAAAGGAUGAACGGAUUCAAGAGUCUGAGCACUUUCUACUGUCGUCCCUGUUGACUAUUGCGUCACGGGACUCGCCACGUUUUGUACUUGUUCACCAUUCGUGCUGGAACUACGUUCAGAGAUUGCUACUGGAUGUCUUCUUGUCUCGCUCAUCGACCUCGACACCCCGCACAGUUGAAGGUCUCCUGAUUUUGGCAGAAUGGCUCCCACAUAUUGAAGUUGCAUGCUUGACUAGGGUCGCGUCUGGCGAGUUGUUUGGAGAGGAUAGGCUUGCGUGGUCUCUAAUAGGCCUUGCAAUUCGGCAAGCCUACAUGAUUGGCUUGGAUCGAGGUGCUUUCCGUGACAACAGCCAACUAGCCCAUGGCAAGCUAAAUGUGCAGAAGAGAUUGGUCUGGCAUUUUGUCUAUCUAGCUGAUCGACAUAUAUCCGUCCGCUUGGGUCAAUCCUUCUGGUCCCGAGGGCCAUCGUUAUCUUCAGACUUUACUGCAGAUGACUUUCCUAGCCUUAAACCUAAGUCAGGAGAUCAGUUUGAUUACUCGCAGCUACUACAAGCCAAUCUCGAACUCGUGCAAAUACUCUAUAAUGCCCAUCUAAUUCUGUAUCCUUCGGCAGAUCGUUCGCGAACACUUGUUCGUGAUGGCAACUAUGCCCGAUAUCUUGACGAUUUCUCUAAUGCUGCAACAACGUGGAAGACUUCAUGGGGGCAUCUAGAGGGCUCCUCGGGAUUACAAAGCUGUCUCUUCAUCACCUAUCAAUACGUCCGCCUGUAUGUCAACGCGUUCUCUUUUCAGGCAGUGUUGAAUCGCGCUACCGACGAUUCUGGGUCCCCUUGUACGAGCCAACCGUCAUCUAACCAGCCGCCCUUGAUUGGGGGAAUAAUGUCUUCGCCAGAUGGGGUUUAUAUCAAUAGUGCUAUUGAAGCAGCAUUAGGUCUACUUGGUAGGCUGGUAGCUCUAGACCCCUGCAACGACCUUCGCUUUUUACCAUCUCGGUUUUACCUAUAUGGGAUAUAUGCUGCUGUUCUCUUACACAAGGCAAUUAUUGCCGAAGCAUUGACGGCUUCUAGAGAUGCCAAUACAGUCAAUAGUCUCUUUGCUCAGCUUGUGUCAAGGCUUCGAGAAGCUGCAGGAACAGAAACCCAUGUGUGUCACACAUAUGCCGGGAUGCUGGAAAGACUUCAAGCUACUACUGAUUGCUAUAAACAGACAUACUCUCUAUAUAAAGGGAGUAAGGAAGAUUGCACCCUAAUAGUAAAGGACCAGGUAUCUCAACAACAGGAUGUAGAGUAUGCCUUUCCAAGUAUCGAGCCUGACUCAAGUACUGAACAGCUAUAUGGGACACAUGAGUUGUUAGACCCGGAAGUACCCUUUCCAGGGCUACUUGAUGAGCUUACAGUAAGCUCGUUCUGGCCUGGACUUGGAGAUUUUAUAUAGAUAAUACAGUACUAGAAUAUAG
This is a messenger RNA of Aaosphaeria arxii CBS 175.79, 2055 nucleotides long. RefSeq lists its product as uncharacterized. Gene Ontology annotation, molecular function: zinc ion binding; DNA-binding transcription factor activity, RNA polymerase II-specific; DNA binding. NCBI's taxonomy places the organism in Eukaryota, Fungi, Ascomycota, Dothideomycetes, Pleosporales. The record is from RefSeq and is a predicted model, not a curated record. Gene Ontology annotation, biological process: DNA-templated transcription; regulation of DNA-templated transcription. The transcript has 4 exons. Gene Ontology annotation, cellular component: nucleus. The coding region runs from base 6 to 2033 and encodes 675 amino acids.